AUGAGCGAACAAACACCACUGUCGGUGGAGUACCCACCAACACUGCAAGCAGUCGAUUUCUUUGAAAAAAUUAAAGAUGAAUUAUUAAAUGGCCCUCACCACCAAUACAUACGACGGAAUAGAAUUUGUGUAGGAUGCUUUAAACGACAUGUCCGAGAAGCAAACAGAAAAAUGAGUAUGCCAUUGAACCCAUAUUUAUUAAGCAGGGCAAUGAUACCAGUUACGGCGUUCAUUCACGCGGUAAUAAGUCAUCCGAACGCGGAGAGAUCAGUGUGUAUAGAGGUUAGGUUAGAAGUAGGGGAAAUACUAGAGGAUGUUAUUGCUCGACGGAUUAUUUCUGUUGAUCACUUAUUCGAAGAAUAAAAAAAAUAUAUAAAAGCGUA
Molecule: messenger RNA, 383 nt
Organism: Acyrthosiphon pisum (pea aphid)
Lineage: Eukaryota; Metazoa; Arthropoda; Insecta; Hemiptera; Aphididae
Exons: 1
Coding region: 1-363 (120 amino acids)
Source: RefSeq, a predicted model, not a curated record